GAUUUUGUUACUUAAAUUUAUUUUUUAAUUUUUAAGCAUGUAAGUAUUGAUUUUUUUUCGAUUUUUUUCAUGCUGAAAAUCCUCGAAAAAACACUUUUGAAAGGACCAAUUUUUCCCAUCGUUUUCUUGCUUAAAAAUUUUAAUGUUAACAAGAGAAGUAGGGAAAGAAUAAAUUUAAGGCAAAAAGGAGGACAAAAUUUUGAAUAAAAAAUUUUAUUUGGCGUUUGUUCGAAUGAGAUGUGGAAUUUGUGACGAAAAAAGAAGAAAUUUCGCAUGAUUGAUCGACAUAAAAUAGAACGCUUUUGAAAAUAAAUUGUUUUGAAUCGAAGUGUCAUAAUUUUUAAUUGCAAAAUAUCUGACGUGUUAAACGUGAAUUAUUGUUAACUGAAGUAGGUACCUACUACCUACCUGAGGAUACUAUUAGGUACGAAGAAAAUUAUAGUGAAUUUAAUGUUGACAAAGGAACACGUUGGGAUCUAAUUUGAAAUACUUAUUUUGUCGAAACCUGAAAAAUCUAGGAAGAUAUGUUGCGAAUUUUUCUUCUGCAAUUUUUUCUAAUAUCGCUCGUUGUUCAGUGGUCGCUAUGCGAUGACAAUAAUUCAAACAACCAGCAGCAAGGAAACAACCAGCAACAAGGAGGGCAAAACAAUCAACAAAACAAUCAAAAUAACGGUAAAAAGGAUCCAAAAUAUACUUGCAAUGGUUUUACUGAUAUAAAGUGUCCAUGGAAAAAAUUCAAAUUAGUUUUUCAUAAACUGAGAACAGCAGUUACUCCUGGUCAAUGGCAUUUACCGAAAUUUCAAUGGCAUAAUCCGUUUGGUGGCAGUAAAGAUUCAAAAGACAGUAAUCAGAAUAAUAAUGGAAAUUCGCAGAAUCAGCAAAAGUCCUAAUUUACCAUGUAUUACUUCGUUUUUUAAAUUGGCAAAAAUAAAUCAAUUUUGAAAGUAUGAUUUUCAGUUUUAUUUUUAUUUACCUCCUACCUAUUUGACUCAUGUGGGCAAUAAUGUAGGUAUGAAUACAAUGAAUAAGUAUGCAG
Planococcus citri (citrus mealybug) is the source of this 1036-nucleotide messenger RNA. RefSeq names its product probable serine/threonine-protein kinase DDB_G0290621. Lineage: Eukaryota; Metazoa; Arthropoda; Insecta; Hemiptera; Pseudococcidae. Bases 525 to 890 code for a protein of 121 amino acids. The record is from RefSeq and is a predicted model, not a curated record. The transcript is spliced from 4 exons.